AGUCCAGUCCAUUUCAGUUUUGUCCAGUCCAGUCCAGUGCAGUCCAGCCAAGUCCAAUCCAGUCCAGUCCAGUCUAAUCCACUACUGUCCAACCCAUUCCAGGCCAGUCCAGUCCAGCCCAGUCCAGUCCAGUCCAGUCCAGUCCAGUCCAGUCCAGUCCAUUCCAGUCCAAUCCAGUGCAGUCCAUUGCAAUCCAGUCCAGUCCAGUCCAGUCCAGUCCAGUCCAGUCCAGUCCAGUGUAGUCCACUCCUGUCCAGUCCAGUCCAGUCCAGUCCAGUCCAGUCCAGUCCAGUCGAGCGGAAUCCCGUACAGUCCAGGCCAGUCCAGACCAGUCCAGGCCAGUCCAAUGCAGUCCAUCCAGUCCAGUCCGGUCCUGGCCAGUCCAGUCACUAUAUACCGGUCCAUUCCAGUCCGGUCCAGUACAGUCCAGUCCACUGCAUAGCAGCACAGUUCACGCCAGUUCAGUACAGUCCAGGCCAGUGCAUUUUAGUAAAGUUAAGUCCACUCCAGUACAGUCCAGUCCAAUCCAGUCCAGUCCAGUCUAGUCAAGUCCACUCCAGUCCAGUCCAGUCCAGUCUAGUCCAGUCCAUUCCGGUCCAGUCCAAUCCCGUACACUCCAGUCCAGUCAAGUCCAUUCCGGUCCCGGCCAGUCCAGUCCAGUCGAGUACAGUCCAAUCCAGUCCAGUACACUCCAUACAGUCCAGUCCACUGCAGUCCAGUCAAGUCCAGUUCAGUCCAGUCAAGUCCAGUCCGGACCACACCAGUCCAUUCCAGUCCAAUCCGCUCCAGUACAGCCCAGUCCAGUCCAGUCCGGUCCCGGCCAGUCCAGUCCAGUCUAUUCCAGUCCAGUCCAGUCCAGUCCAGUCCAUUCUAGUCCAUUCCAGUCCGGUCCAGCUCAGUCCAAACCAUUCCAGUCCAGUCCAUUUCAGUUCUGUCCAUUCCAUUCCAGUGCAGUCCAGCCAAGUCCAAUCCAUUCCAGUCCAGUCUAAUCCAGUAGAGUCCAACUCAGUCCAGUCCAGUCCGGUCCUGGCCAGUCCAGUCAAUACCUACCAGUCCAUUCCAGUCCGGUCCAGUCCAGUCCAGUCCACCCAUAGCAGUCCAUUUCACACCAGUUCAGUACAGUCCAGUCCAAUCCAGUCCACUGCAGUUUGGUACAGUCAAGUCCACUCCAGUCCAGUCCAGUCCAGUCCAGUCCAGUCCAGGCCAGUCCAGUUCUUUCCAGUCCAGUCCAGUCAAGUCCAGUCCCGUCCAGUCCAGUCCAGUCCAGUCCAGUCCAGUCCAGUCCAGUGCAGUUUAGUAAAGUUAAGUCCACUCCAUUACAGUCCAGUCCAAUCCAGUCCAGUCCAGUUAAGUCAAGUCCACUCCAGUCCAGUCCUGUCCAGUCCAGUCCAAUACAAUCCUGUACACUCCAGUCCAGUCCAGUACAUUCCGGUCCCGGCCAGUACAUCCCAGUCGAGUGCAGUCCAAUCCAGUCCAGUACAAUCCAGUCCAAUCUAG
This is a messenger RNA of Echinostoma caproni, 1497 nucleotides long. NCBI's taxonomy places the organism in Eukaryota, Metazoa, Platyhelminthes, Trematoda, Plagiorchiida, Echinostomatidae. The record is from the annotation of a GenBank genome assembly.